Messenger RNA from Erigeron canadensis, 1843 nucleotides. RefSeq names its product receptor homology region, transmembrane domain- and RING domain-containing protein 2. The coding region runs from base 270 to 1673 and encodes 467 amino acids. The transcript is spliced from 5 exons. The record is from RefSeq and is a predicted model, not a curated record. Lineage: Eukaryota; Viridiplantae; Streptophyta; Magnoliopsida; Asterales; Asteraceae.
UAAAAAAAUAAUAAUAAUAUCAUCACUCAACUAUCACACUUCUACUAUUUUCAUCACCUAUCACCACCCCAAAUCUCAAUCCCCAUAAAUCAGUUAAUCAAACCCUAAUCAUUCAAACAUUAUUUUAAAUAUUCAAACAUAAAACACAAAAAGUUUUAAACUUUAACAUGUUUGACUAGUUUAAUUAGAGGAUGGAAGCUGAUGUUUCCAUCCCCACUUUCAAACCCUAAAAAGAUUGGAUCUUUAUUAACUGGGUCGGGUUAUUUUUGAUGGGUUUUGUAAAUUCGGAUAAGAUGUUGAAUAUUUGGGUGUUUUCUUGUUGCUUUAUGUGUUUUGUUAUGGCUUAUAGUGGGGUGUUUGCUAAUGUUGUUUUGAUGGGAAAUAAUCUUACUUUAUCUUUUGAUGAUAUUGAAGCUAAUUUUGCUCCACCUGUGAAAAGUUCUGGGGAAUGUGGAACAUUGUUUUUAGCAGAGCCACUGGAUGGUUGUCGACCUUUGAAAAAUAAUUCCAUUGAAGAUAGCGUGAACCCACCUUUUGUAUUAAUGAUUAGAGGGGGAUGUAGUUUUGAGGAUAAAGUUCGAAGAGCACAAUCUGCUGGAUACAAGGCCGCCAUCGUUUAUAACAAUGAUGAUAGUGAUCUAGUUGCAAGUCUGCUUUACAAAUCGAGUGCUGGUGUCAAGGAUUCAAUGUUGGCAGGGAAUACAGCCGGUAUAGUGAUACAUGCUGUAUUUGUUUCAAAAGCAUCUGGUCUAAAGCUUAGCAAAUACGCUGGUGUAACUUCAAUGGAGUUGUGGAUUAUUCCAAGUUAUGAAAAUUCAGCAUGGUCAAUUAUGGCCAUAUCUUUCAUUUCAUUGCUGGCUAUGUCUGCGGUUUUGGCAACAUGUUUCUUUGUCCGCAGGCAUCGUAUCAGACGAGAUCGCCCGCAAGCUUCUCGUGUUCGGGAAUUCCAUGGGAUGAGUAGUCGGUUAGUUAAAGCCAUGCCAAGCCUAAUAUUUACAGCAGUUUUGGAAGAUAAUUGUACUUCAGCUACAUGUGCUAUAUGUCUUGAGGAUUAUAGUGUCGGGGAUAAGCUUAGAAUUCUGCCAUGCCGUCACAAAUUUCACACAAUAUGUGUGGAUGCUUGGCUGACUUCCUGGAGAACAUUUUGCCCUGUAUGCAAACGUGAUGCAAGGACUGCCACGGGUGAGCCACCAGCCUCAGAGCGGACACCAUUACUUUCAUCCAACCCAGCUUCAAUGGCUUCGUCAACUAUAUUAUCUUCUGCAUAUUCAUCAUCUUAUGCAUCAUCGAGAGCAAUACAAAUAGGUCAAACAUCACGUACAAAUUCUAACAUUCAUUCUGUAUCCAGUACACCUUAUAAUCUCCACUCCCUACAAAGCAAUAAUCAAUCCCCUUAUAUUACUCCAUCAAGAAGCUCAUUAGACAUUAGAAACCUUGCAUCUUCUUCCAAUAGAUCCCGUGCGCCUCAUUUGAUAUCUUCAAACUCACUGGGUUACCCUUCUUUGUCACCUCUAAAUUCCAGAUACUUGUCUUCUUCAUAUUAUCACAGCCCAGGCAAUGCUUCAUCGAGUUAUAUGCGGUCUUCUGGUCAGCAGCCGUACCUUUUGCGCCAUACUGACUCAGCUGCUAGUUUUUCUCCUUAUGCCUCGGGUCAUUCUCUUCCAGAAUGUUGAUUAUAGUGUAUAUUGUAGCUUAAGGUUGCUUUAUCCUUUGGUUAUCGUUUGCUACUGAAAUGAUAGUCUUCCAUUGUUAUUUGAGGUUUGUGAUUGGUGAGUUUAUGUUUAAAAGGGGAUAUUAUGCGUGAUUAUAUGAAAGUGAAUAGUUGAUACUAGUUUUUUUGAUA